UAAUGGCGGACGGCAGCAAAAAGUAACUCUAGCAUUUCCGGGGUGAUUCUUGUUAAUUUCGGCCGUGGCAACAAAUUUUUCAAAGUGAGUAUAAAUCUGCAUUAUUUUAUUACAAUUUUGGUGUUGGGAACUGUCUUUAUUAUUUAGAUGAAUUGUUACGUUGGCGUUGAAUUCCAGAACAAUGGUGGAAUUUCUCUUGUUCACUCUGCCUGGUUAACACCGCUUAAACGAGAAGUCUUUUGGCCGCCAAAACAGACAACCGGAAAUUUUAUAAAAUUAUUAAAAUCUGGACAAGAGCCUCCCCAGGAUAACAGCUGGAAACUUCACCAAAUUAAGCGAAUUUUUUUCCAGACUGACGACUAUAAGAUUGCGGAGAAAAAAAUUAAAAAGGCUGAAAUUACCUCAGAUUUAACUACAGAUGCUGAGGAAUCAGCAAUUAUUUCACCUCGAAGGAAAAUACGUCCAAAGAAAUUUUCCACUGAUGAUGAGCAGGAAGAAGUGCUGUCAUCAUCAGAAGAUGAUUUUCCAAAAAACAAGAAACCCCUACCUAGACCAAAACCAAUAAUACGGAAGUCUAUUACAAACAUAUUAUCUGGUAAUGAGAUUUAUACUUAAAGAUAUCUGGCACAUAUAAAUUAUUAACUGUCUACUGUUUUAGAUUAUUCUGGCCCAAUUCAAACUUUUCCAUUAGCUUCAGCUGGACAAUCGCAAAGGUCGUUUGAGGAUAGUGAUUCUACAAAUCAACUUUAUUAUUUGCCACCUCAACAUUCAGCAAAAGAUACUCAAUUGACUAAAUCUUCAGGACAAAUUAUUAGAGGUAAAAAAUAUAA
Messenger RNA from Diorhabda sublineata, 830 nucleotides. RefSeq lists its product as uncharacterized. Lineage: Eukaryota; Metazoa; Arthropoda; Insecta; Coleoptera; Chrysomelidae. The coding region runs from base 148 to 615 and encodes 155 amino acids. The transcript is spliced from 2 exons. The record is from RefSeq and is a predicted model, not a curated record.